Myxocyprinus asiaticus (Chinese sucker) is the source of this 5138-nucleotide messenger RNA. RefSeq names its product neutral alpha-glucosidase AB-like. The coding region runs from base 165 to 3023 and encodes 952 amino acids. The record is from RefSeq and is a predicted model, not a curated record. Lineage: Eukaryota; Metazoa; Chordata; Actinopteri; Cypriniformes; Catostomidae. The transcript has 24 exons. Gene Ontology annotation, cellular component: integrator complex; glucosidase II complex. Gene Ontology annotation, biological process: N-glycan processing; carbohydrate metabolic process; snRNA 3'-end processing. Gene Ontology annotation, molecular function: carbohydrate binding; glucan 1,3-alpha-glucosidase activity.
AUGAACGUGAGCUUCCGCUGCCUCUUCCAUCGUUUAUUGAAACGGAGCUGAAAUUUCUAAAGAGUUGCUAAAACUUGUUUUUCCUCUCAGUUUGCCGUUUGUAGUAGUUAUUUGGACGUAAAUAAAAUAUUGUGAAUGGAGUAUUUAUCUUAAGCACAUAAACGAUGUCUGCCAUGUUCGAGGGGAAUGUCUUAUCAAGCGUGCAGACGUCUCACUGCCACACUCUAAACAAUUACAGGAUGGGGCUGCUGUCUGUGGUCUUUGUGUCUCUGUUUUUCAGCAGCACCUUUGCUGUGGACCGGGGAAACUUUAAAACCUGCGAUCAGAGUGCCUUCUGCAAACGUCAACGGGCGCUCAAACCGGGCCAGUCUCCAUACCGAGCUCUUCUGGACACUUUGGAGCUCAGCAAAUCUAGACUGACCCUCCAGCUCAUCAAUGACAACAAUAAGGUGCAUUUGCUGCUGGAGUUGUACAGGCUGCAGGGGAAUGUGACACGGGUGAAGAUAAAUGAACUGAGGCCUCUGAAGCCUCGCUUUGAGGUGCCAGAUGUGCUCAUAGCAGAGCCACCUACUGAGCCUCUCUCAGUGUUUUCUCAGGAUGAUAAUGGUGUCGUGUUGUCUCUGGGAUCAGAGAGUCAGAGGUUGAUUGUUAGUGCCCGUCCAUUUAGGCUGGACAUUAUGGAGGGUCCAGAGUUGCUACUGUCACUCAACUCUCGUGGCCUUUUGGCCUUUGAGCACCUGAAGCUUCGCAAGGACACGCAAGCUCAGCCAGAUGGUGCAGAAGUAAAAGAGAGUGUAGAUGGAGCUCAGUUGCAGGAUGAAGGGGACAAGGUGGAGGAUGGAGAGAGUGAUAAAGAGGAGGAUGGUCUAUGGGAAGAAACAUUUAAAUCUCAUACAGAUACCAAACCAAAUGGCCCCACAUCAAUAAGUUUAGACUUCUCCUUGCCUGGUGUAGAACAUGUAUAUGGCAUUCCAGAGCAUGCAGACAACCUAAAACUCAAAACUACAGAUGGUGGAGACCCAUAUAGGCUGUAUAACCUAGAUGUGUUUCAAUAUGAACUCUAUAACCCAAUGGCCUUAUAUGGAUCAGUACCUGUCAUGCUGGCUCAUAACACACAAAGAACCAUGGGCAUUUUCUGGCUUAAUGCAGCUGAGACCUGGGUAGACAUUAGCUCUAACACGGCAGGAAAGACUGUUUUUGGUAAGAUGCUUGACUUUGUUCAAGGCUCCAGUGAGACACCACAGACAGACGUCCGCUGGAUCUCUGAGAGCGGCAUCAUCGAUGUCUUCAUCAUGCUUGGGCCCACACCCUCAGAUGUCUUCUCACAGUAUGCCUCUCUCACAGGCACUCAGUCCUUCCCCCCACUCGCUAGUCUGGCCUAUCACCAGUGCCGCUGGAAUUAUAAUGACCAAGAGGAUGUGCAGUCGGUGGAUCAGGGCUUUGACCAGCAUGACAUCCCUUACGACUUCAUAUGGCUUGACAUUGAGCAUACAGAUGGCAAGCGCUACUUCACCUGGGAUCCACACAAGUUCCCUCAGCCUAAAGAAAUGCUACAGGGUUUAAUGGCCAAGGGGCGUAAGAUUGUGGCUAUAGUAGACCCACACAUCAAAGUUGAUAGUGGCUACAAAAUCCACAACGAGAUUACUUCUAAAGACUUCUACACUAAAAGCAAGGAUGGUGGAAAUUAUGAAGGCUGGUGCUGGCCAGGAAACUCCGGUUACCCAGACUUUACAAACCCAGAGAUGCGGGCCUGGUGGGCCAGCAUGUUCGCCUAUGAUCAGUAUGAGGGCUCAAUGGAGAACCUUUAUACUUGGAAUGACAUGAAUGAGCCAUCUGUGUUCAAUGGCCCAGAGGUCACAAUGCAUAAAGAUGCACUCCAUGGAAACUGGGAGCACAGAGAUGUACACAAUAUCUAUGGACUUUACGUGCAAAUGGCCACUGCUGAGGGUCAGAUUCAGCGAUCAGGUGGAGUUGAAAGGCCAUUUGUGCUGACCAGAGCCUUCUUUGCUGGAUCUCAGAGAUACGGUGCUGCCUGGACUGGUGAUAAUGCAGCUGAAUGGGACCAUCUCAAGAUUUCUAUUCCCAUGUGUCUCAGUCUGGGGCUUGUGGGCAUUUCUUUUUGUGGAGCUGAUGUAGGUGGCUUUUUUAAGAAUCCCAGCACUGAGCUGCUGGUUCGCUGGUACCAGACGGGGGCGUAUCAGCCUUUCUUCCGUGCUCAUGCCCAUCUAGACACUCCACGCAGGGAGCCCUGGCUCUUUGGCCAAGAGAACACAGCACUCAUCCGGGAGGCAGUCCGCCAGCGUUAUACCCUGCUGCCAUACUGGUACCAGCAGUUCUACAAUGCACACAAAACUGGAAUGCCAGUCAUGAGACCUCUGUGGGUUGAUUAUCCAAAGGACACAGCUACUUUCACCAUUGAUGAUGAAUUCCUCAUUGGGAGGGAUUUGUUGGUUCACCCGGUCACUGAGGAAGGAUCUCGUGGGGUCACAGCAUACCUGCCUGGAGCUGGAGAGGUUUGGUACGAUGUCCACACCUUCCAGAAACACAACGGCGCACAGAAUCUCUACAUCCCAGUCGGUCUUAGCUCUAUCCCAGUGUUCCAGCGUGGUGGCUCUAUCAUCCCUAGGAAGGACAGAGUACGCAGGUCUUCUGCAUGCAUGGAAAAUGACCCGUACACAUUGUAUGUGGCCCUCAGUCCUCAGAAAUUUGCUGAAGGAGAGCUCUACAUUGAUGAUGGCCAUACUUUUAGCUAUGAUACAAAGAAAGAAUUUAUUCAUCAGAGCCUCACAUUUGCCAAUAAUGCUCUCACCUCCAGUAACCUGUGCCCAGACUGUAACUUCUCAACCCCAUCAUGGAUUGAAAAAGUUAUCAUUUUGGGGGCCAGCAAGCCCAGCAAGGUUCUUCUGAAGAUGGAUGGCAAAGAAAGCUCUGUGGAGUUUGACUUUGAUGCCUCUAUGUCAGUGUUAACUCUUCGUAAACCUGGGAUGAACGCGGGGGCCGACUGGACCCUGCAGCUGCAGUAGCGCACUGGAUCUCUACAGCAGCCGGGGCCAGAUGAGAUGAGAGGAGAGAGACGCCAAAAAGAGAAUCAUAUGAACAUACAAACACAUUAGGCACACAGAAUCAACAUGACAAUUCAAAAGUGAAGAAGUGAUACUAUGUUCAGGGUCAGAGAUAUUUCUCAGUGCUCAAAAGAAAUGGAUCCCAAUGGCAGGGUCAGACAGUAAAUUCUUUCCAUUUUAAAUUUAGUAAAAUCAGUCCAAUGUUUUUUUUUUAAUUCCAUGUAGUGAAAAAGUAGUGUUAAAGUCAGAUGAAUUAAAUCAUCACACAAGUCAGAAGAUUUAGAUCAGUUGCGAGUUUAAUGUAGUUAACACAGUGCACAACGAAAAUCCAAUUAUUACUGGUGUGAAUUGGUCUUUGACAUGCUUCCUUUUCAAAAACAUGUAAGCUCCAGUAAAUGGUUUACCUGUGAUCACCUGUGCACGUGGAGGGUUUUAGAGUUUUUAAAUGAGUUAGUCCUUCACUGGAGACUAACAAUGAGCAGGAUGUGCUCAUGGCUUGGUUUAAUUGACAUGGGACUCUUGUGAAAUAUUUUUCAGGGGGAUAAACCACUAAAUCUGUGGGAUUUUUUUUCCUUGUUGAUUAAUAUGUUUCUCAGUGCACUUGAAUAUGUCGGGUGGGUUGGGACUUUGUGAUUGUUUUGAACCAGCAACAGCCCAGUGCUUAUAAUUAUUCCAGCCUCAUAUACUGUGAUGUGGAAGAUUGUGUGAAGUUAGUUUUAUUGUCAUCCACUAUAGAACGAUAUAUAUGAUGUCCAAAAGAGUGAAGUGUUUUGUGUACAUUUCUGCUUUAUCAUCUUAUGUGACUGCUCUGUGUUGCUGAUUUUCCAUUUUAUGGUUUAAUUGCAUUUUCGAAGGUGACCCUGAAAGCGUGGGCUUUGAGACCGAGUUUAAUGUCUCUAUUGAUGAAUGGGUGUUCAAAUGAGAUGGUAAUAAAGAUUAAAUGUAAAUGCAUUCAUUUUCCCCCCAUCAUAUCUUCGGCAGUAAGGUUCACUUGAUUUGUUCACUCACCUAAUUAUUUCAUUAUAAGAAGUUUGCCCAUCACAAUCAAACUUCAAUGCUUGCUACACAAAGUAUUGUUACAUUUUCAUUUCAAGUAGUUAAUUAUUCCAUUAUUUCAGUUUGCUGGGAGAUCUAAAUGCUUGUUGAUAAAAUGCAGAAGGUUCUGGAGAAAAGUAUAAAAUGUUAUGAAUUUAAAGUGUUUUAAAUAAAAUUCAGGAACAUUUCAUUCAAAUCCACUUUAGACUGACUUCCAUUUUAAAGUUUGUUUUUCUCUUUAUUAAAAUACAAUCCAAAUCAAAUCCAAAAAACAAAACAAAAAAACAUUCAAAUUAAAAACAUCCAAAUAUGGCAUCCACUAUUACAGUAUUGAAAGAGUCAGCCUAUGGUGGAAAGCUCUGCACAAUUAAAUUUAAUUAAAUUAGAUUAAAAAUACAAUUUACUAAAGAAAUGAACAAUAAAAUGAUAUGAAAUCAAAUAAAAAUUCAAAUAGAAUGAAAAAUAAAAUAGAAUUAUAAAAUUAUAAAUAAUACAAUGAAGUGAAAGUGUACAAUAAUAAUCUGUGUAUCUUCAGUUCAUUCUUCACUUCAAAAAAACGGAUAAUGAAAAAACAGGUGUUUUCUUUUUAAUUUUUCUACUCAAGUAAAAAACAAACAUACACCAAUUGAUUCAUUUUUUUUUUUUUUUUUAUCUAGUCUUUUCUGUUUUUUGUUUCUGAUUCUCCCAACAAAAACUCCUAUUUUUAAUGUGCAUAACUCUUCUAAUCAACACUUACAAAAGUCACCAGAAGGGGGAGUAAAGAUAAGAGACCUAAUAUAGAUUUUACGUGGAGUAAGAGGAUGUGAUUAUUCAGAUGAUAAAUAAUAGUAUAGUAAAUAUGGCAUUUUGUGGAAAAACUAUUGUUAUCAUGAUGAUUUUAAGGGAUAUAGAGUAAAAGGACUUUUGAGGUGGAAGGAAAGCCCUAUUUGGACAGGAUACAUUUACCGGACAUUUGUCUGUAUGUUAUUACUGCCGAUGUCUGUAAAUUUACUGUCGAUUUGAAUGUCUACAGAAAUUAUAGAGAUGGGUGUGUCUUCUGCA